This is a messenger RNA of Paramacrobiotus metropolitanus, 1191 nucleotides long. Its product is annotated as serine/threonine-protein kinase 17A-like. The transcript is spliced from 2 exons. The record is from RefSeq and is a predicted model, not a curated record. Gene Ontology annotation, molecular function: ATP binding; protein kinase activity. NCBI's taxonomy places the organism in Eukaryota, Metazoa, Tardigrada, Eutardigrada, Parachela, Macrobiotidae. Gene Ontology annotation, biological process: protein phosphorylation. The annotation marks the transcript as partial.
CACGACGGCGCGGUACGCCGCGAAGAUCCUGCAUCCGGCACUUCCCGCCAUCGCGCAGCUCGAGACAAACUGGGCGCGGUUGCAGCGACUGGAGCAUCCCAAUCUAGUCCGGUACUUCCAUGCGGAAAUGUGCACCAACAUCGGAAGGGUCGUGGUCAUUAUGGAGUACUGCUCGCUUGGGAAUCUGGAGCAGUGUUUGACCCGCCUCCGCCGGAACCCCGCCCACCCGGCCCCGCCCCGAAGGCCCUCCGCGGCUGCACCCGCGACAUCCUCCUCGGUCUGCAUCACCUCCACACGCAGCGCAUCGUCCACACCGAUUUGAAACCGAGCAACAUCCUCCUGGCCCCCUCCGAGGGCGGUGGCGUGGUGCUCAAGUUGGCGGACAUGGACGACCACGUCGGGAUCCUGUCCAGCGUCACCGGCUCGGAGAUCCGCACCACGCGGGGAACUGUCCGCUACAUGGCGCCGGAGAUGUUCCGCUUGGCUGCGCAGUGGGAUGUGGAGGAGCGGAUCGGCCGGAAGUUGGACGUGUGGAGUGCCGGCGUGGUGGUGGUGGAGAUGGCGCGCGGGGUGCGGCCGCUACGGCUGAUCAAGAUGGACAAGGGGCGGCCGGUGGAGACCGACUGGUUGGAGGUGACGGCUGACACACGUGCCUAUGCAAUCAUGGAUUUCAUGCUCAACCACGGCGUCCCGGUGGUGCUCGACGGGGUACUGCGAGGGUUCGCCGGAUUGCCCCGGUGUUUCCGCGAGAUCGGAGCGGACCGGCCGACGGCGGAAGAAUUGCUGCGGGAUCCCUGGCUGGCGGAUGAGAGCGACGGCGACACUGGCCAGUGGUGGCUUGGCGAUGAGGAGCUUUAAUUAUAUUGUAAGCACGAUAAAACUUUGUAAAUGGAACCUGUUUUACGUUUGCCGUUCGUACAGAAAAAGUCGUACGUAAUUUAGAGAUGUAUGGACCCAGAGGCAAUUUUUCUAGGUGUUCAGUAAUUUCGGUACGCGUUUUGGUGUACUUAUUUCAGAGGGUGUACGAACUUAAGGGUGUACGUAACACCGAGGUUUUACUGUACGAUCACUUUUUUUAACAAGAGCUGUGUGUAUCCUUGCACGAAUAAAAGAGCCGGAACAAUUUAAAAUUACAUAGCAUCCGCUAGUGAUUUGCCCACAAUUAAGGGAAAUGGUCCGGUACAUGGUGCU